GAACAAAGCCAAAGCCCAAAUAAAGAAUUACAGCUCGAGUUUUUAAAGACAGCUACCGAACCUUACCUGAAAAUCUUGGCAAAUUGGCAAGAAACUUAUUCGUUGCGAAGAAAAUUGUACCUUAAUUCCAACUUGGAAACGAUUUUCACAGACUUUCCAUGUCUUAGGUUGAGUAGUGGCAUUGAACUGAUAGAAACAGAUUUCAACCAAAAAUUUCCUGAUAAAAUAGAUAUUAUAUAUACAACAUGGCCUAAAGUGAUGAAUGCAAUUAAUAAAGAGGCAGCGGAACGAAAUAUUUCAAUAGCUGAAGUUGCAGAUCCCAGUUUAAAAGCAUUAAUUACUUUACCAUUCCUAUUUCAACCUGUAACGUUGAAAAAAAAUAGAAAAGGUGUUAGUUGGAGACCUACAAGGGUGGAAGUGCAGGAGAGCUUUUUUAUGCGAAUUUCUAAUUUUGACGAAUUACAAGAAAAAAGAUCAUCCAGACGUCAAAAAUUGUCAACGUAUGGUAUAUCGGACCAGCCAUAUGCUUGCGUAGCGGGGAAUUUGGAGGCUGUAAACAACUUCUACAUUGUCGUGGUAAAUGAUGUUGUUUACAAAGUAGACAGUAGCAUUAGAGCUCUGGAAUUAUUAUUUAAAUUAUACCACGCUUUGGAUGUGGAGUAUCCUGCAGAAUCCGAGCAUAUUUGGCUAUUUAUCCAAGAGAUUGUUUUUAAUAUAAAAUCAAGUAAGUCAAGUCCUGCAACCACUGCGCUUAUUACAGACGUACAAUACCAUAUGUAAAUAGUAUUUUGUUUUUGUUUUUUUGUUAAAUUUUUGUAUGCGCGUUCUUAAUUUUUUACAUAAUGCCAAAAUGUAAGGUAUGUUCAACAAUAUUUCAGAAUAUUAAUUCACUUAUAACUCAUAUGAGAAUUCUACAUAGGGCUCAAGACAAUGAUUCCUUUAUUUGCGGUGAACCGUUGUGCAAUAGAAAUUUUUCAUCGCUAAGAACUUAUAGACAACAUCUAAAAGUACAUGUUGAAUGCGUUCCCAUUAAUGAACGGAAUACGACUGUGGACAAUAGUAUACUGGCAACAAAUUUAGAAGUGCAAUGUAACGAUUCAAAUACUAACGCAAGCAUUAUUUCUCAACAAAUAAAUCAACAGAUUAAUGACAUUGAAAAUAAUCUUGAAAGUACCACUUUCCAAAACAGUUUUUUUGACUUUGCAGACAUAUUAAAAAAAAAUAAGCUAUUAUUUCUAUGCCAAAUUUAUAAUGUAAACACCUUCAAUAGGAAGGAUGUAGAUAACAUUAUGAAUAUGGUGUCAAAUUUACUUUUAAAACCUCUUGACAUGCUUAAAAAAUUUUGCGUAAAUCUUGAUUCGCUGUCAGAACGAGAUAAGUUUGAGUUCAAAAAGUAUUUUAAUGAAUUUGAGAAUAUGUUUAGCAAUUUUGAGAGUGACUACUUACGUCUGAAGUACUUAGAACAAGCAGGCUCGUUUGUACCCCCAACGCAACUUAUCAUUGGACAACAUUUGGAGAAAUCAGACCCAAUUGCCAAAAAUUAUACAGCACAAUUUAUUUCAUUAAAAGCUAUACUACAAAAAUUCUUUGCUUUAGAUAAUGUUUUAGAUGACACUUUGACGUAUAUCAGUUCAUUAGAAAAAAAAUCAGGUGUAUCUAACAUAAUACAGACAAAAUUUUGGAAAGACAAGAUUUCAUGUUAUGAUGCACAUGAUAUAGUUUUGCCACUGUUUUUAUAUUAUGAUGACUUUGAGGCGGGAAACCCUUUGGGAUCACAUGCUGGGGUGCAUAAAAUUGGAACCAUUUAUUUCUCCAUUCCCUGUUUGCCUAUAUACUAUCGAAGUCAGUUAGAGAAUAUAUUUUUAACCCAAUUAUUUCAUUCGUCAGAUCUAAAGUCGUUUGGGGAGGCAGUAAUGUUUUCAAAACUAGUAGACGAAUUAAAUGAACUCAAACGUCAAGGUAUAAAAGUAUCAACCCCUCAGCGUGAAGUACAUUUGUAUUUUUGUAUGACUCUCAUCCUAGGAGAUAAUUUAGGUCUAAAUACUAUCUUAGGGUUUCAGCAAAGCUUUGUGGCAAAUUCUUUUUGUAGAUUUUGCAAGUGUCUUCGCACAGAGACACAAAGUUUAUUUGAAGAGAAUUCCUCAUUUCUAAGAAACGUACAAAAUUAUACAGCCGAUGUAGCCGAAUAUAAUGCAUAUUUAACCGGUGUAAAGUAUUCAACCAUUUUAAAUAACGUCGACUCCUUUCAUGUUACUUUGAAUUUUUCUGCAGAUUUGGCCCACGAUAUUUUUGAAGGUGUUGGUGUCUUUAUCAUGAGCCAUUUAUUAUACGAGUUUGUUUUAGUCGAUAAAUUUUUUGAUAAUGAUACAUUGAACCAUAAAAUAGAAUAUUUUAAUUUUAAUAGAAAUGACAACAAGCCUCCUGUAAUAUCUCUGGAAUCAAUAAAGAAGAAAAUAUUGAAAAUGUCUGCUUCUGAAAUGAAGUGCUUUAUUUUAAACUUUUCACUUAUGAUGGCACAUUUAAUACCAGAAGGUAAUAAACACUGGAAUAUUUAUCUUCUGUUACGAGAUGUUCUACACAUUGCUCUAAGUUUACGUGUUACACCAGAUCAACCAAUAAAACUAAAAUCAUUAAUUUACGAAUUAUGUUUUCAAUUCAAGGACUUGUUUUCAGUAUUACUAAAACCUAAAUUUCAUUUUUUGACACAUUAUCCUACAAUUAUGGAAAAGAUUGGACCAUUAUCACAAACAAAUACACUUAGGUAUGAAUCUAAACACAGACAAUUGAAACUAGCUGCAAACGUCAUUUCUUCAAGAGUGAAUAUUACCCGUUCAUUAGCCAUUAAACAUCAGCUUCAAUUGUCAUUACGGUUUUCCUCAAAUACUGGAUUUACCAAUUCAAUUAAUUAUUCUAAGAGCUUUAAAAAGUACUCUAGUAUCACCGAUUUGUACAAUAAAAAGUUUGCAAAUCAUUCAAACGUAUCUGAAAAUUUAAAAAUGUUUGAAGAUAACAUAAUAAGAGUUGGCAGAAUCUCUACCAAUAGCAUAGCUUUUCAAGAAGGUGAUAUUAUUCUUAUCGAUUUUCAGGAUCAACCUACAUUUGGCAAAAUUAGGGAUAUUAUUAUUAACCAAAGUGAGAAGAUAUGUUUUAUAUGUGAAUUGUUGCAUACUAUUGGUUUUAAUCGUCACUUUUACGCUUUUGAAGUUGAACUUACUGAUAGUGUGGCAUUGACAUAUGGCAAUGAAUUAGAGUGUUAUAAUACGCAUACAAUAAUAGUUAAAGAGAAUAAGCAAUUUAUUUCAUUAUACUAACAUUAUAAAGAAUUAAAAAAAUUGUUGAAUUCUAUAUAUUAUAGGUAUAUAGCGAUGUAAUGUAUCUACUUGUAAUUAACAUUUUCUUCGUUCACCACACCACCAUACUUUAGUUAAGUUAUAUAAAGUUAAGGUUUUUGUUGUAAAAUAUUGCUUAUUAUAGUCAGCAAUAAAAAAGAUUUACCCAAUUUGAAUUUUCAUUUACCAAUCACAAUGGAAGUGACAUUGUUAGGCGAUACCUUUUAUUUGAAACAGAAUCACAAAGGAGCGCAAUACAUAGUACGAAUA
This is a messenger RNA of Photinus pyralis (common eastern firefly), 3599 nucleotides long. RefSeq lists its product as uncharacterized. The record is from RefSeq and is a predicted model, not a curated record. The transcript has 4 exons. Bases 843 to 3311 code for a protein of 822 amino acids. Lineage: Eukaryota; Metazoa; Arthropoda; Insecta; Coleoptera; Lampyridae.